This is a messenger RNA of Plectropomus leopardus (leopard coralgrouper), 3417 nucleotides long. It is a transcript of the gene rhoab, whose product is annotated as ras homolog gene family, member Ab. Gene Ontology annotation, biological process: small GTPase-mediated signal transduction. Gene Ontology annotation, molecular function: GTPase activity; GTP binding. The record is from RefSeq and is a predicted model, not a curated record. Lineage: Eukaryota; Metazoa; Chordata; Actinopteri; Perciformes; Serranidae.
CGGAGGAAGCAGCGAGCGACUCGACUGGUCGGAAAGGCAACUCUGCCCCAGCAAACACUGAAAAAUACGACUGCUAGGCACAUAAACUGCAGGGAUGGCAGCCAUCCGUAAGAAGCUGGUGAUAGUGGGGGAUGGAGCUUGUGGGAAGACCUGCCUUCUGAUUGUCUUCAGCAAGGACCAGUUUCCUGAAGUCUACGUCCCCACCGUGUUUGAGAACUACGUCGCUGACAUAGAGGUGGAUAGCAAGCAGGUGGAGCUGGCUCUCUGGGAUACUGCGGGUCAGGAGGACUAUGACAGGCUGAGACCUCUCUCCUAUCCAGACACUGACGUCAUCCUCAUGUGCUUCUCCAUAGACAGCCCUGACAGCUUGGAAAACAUUCCAGAGAAGUGGACCCCAGAGGUCAAACACUUCUGUCCCAACGUUCCCAUCAUCCUGGUAGGCAACAAGAAAGACCUGCGCAACGAUGAGCACACACGCCGAGAGUUGGCCAAGAUGAAGCAGGAGCCGGUGAAGUCAGAGGACGGCCGGGAAAUGGCCGGCCGGAUUGGAGCAUCUGGUUACAUGGAGUGCUCCGCUAAGACCAAGGACGGCGUGCGGGAGGUGUUCGAGAUGGCCACCAGGGCGGCGCUGCAGGCCCGCCGUGGAAAGAAGAGCAGUAAAUGUGUAGUGCUGUAAAAUGGCCGACAUAUUUGGACUGUUUUCACCUUGGGCUACUGUACCCAGGGGCUAGGGCUCGGGAGGGACGGAGGGUAUACUAGACGGGAGAGGGAGGGAGGGGAGGAGACGAGUGCAGUACAUGACUACCGCUGUAAAAUGGCUGUUUGUUGGACUGAAUUUACCUGGGACUUUGGUUUGGGAAUCUUUCAUGGAGAUGGAUUGGUGGGUGGGUGGAUGUAGGGGGUGGGGGUGGGGGGGUGACUACCGCUGUAAACCAUUGGGCUCUUUACCUGUUUACCAUCAAGAUGGGAAAUUAACACCAGCCACCAGCCAAGGGAUGGUACAUUUAUUCUUUUCAACAAGCCACUUACACUGAUGAAGAUCGUUGCGAGAUCCUGGCCCUCUCUGAAACAAUCUAGCUUGAAUAAAAUUGAAAACGUUGCUGGUGAAUUAUGGGAUGUUCCAGACUGCUUUCAGUGUGGACAACAAAAAAAAAAGUUUAGUUUCCUGCCUGGAUGACUUAACAGGUGGAUGGGGGCAAACAGACAGCACAGUAAAUGAGUACCACUGUGAACGGCCACCAGUGGACUGUUUAUCCCCAGGUGUUAAUACCUGGUGUUAGGGCAAGGCGGUGUGGAGUUGGACAGGUGUAGGGAUGGAAAGAAUGAAUCUGCAUACACCAAACCAGAGCCAAACUUGCCAUUUUCAAAGCCUUGCACAUUAAGCCUUCAUGUUACAUGCUGUAGUUACCUGGGCAGGUUGUUUAAACAGCCCCAAAAGUAGACAAAUCACCAGUAAGCUAUUAAUCAAGUGCUCCUCAAAAAUGGUGCUUUAAACAGUUAUGAGUUUGAUUAGCUUGCAGUGCAUUUUAAGAACAAAAAAAAAAACAAACAUAUUUCUUGUGUAAAAUAAGGCAUUUAAAAGUUGAUUGGCUUGUUGUAUCCACAGUGUUAAACAAGUAGCGACGCGCUGUCAGGUGCUCCGGGCUUAGUGUGUCGUGUUAUCAGAGUGGCACGGAGCCACAUGCUCACAUGUCCCGCUCAGUGCCAUUUAGUCUCCCACUGUGGCUAAUCCCGCACUCACAGACGCGCAGUGACAAACACAUGCAGCCGCACUCUGAGAUGGUCUAAUAGUGCUGUUAUUUGCAGUUUGAAUUGAAAGAAAGUGCUGGUUUUAAAAGUGAAACUGCUUGUAAUUUUACAAUUUGUAAUGGCUCUCAUCACCACCUGCAUUCCAGUUGCUGCUUUAAAUAUUGGACAUGUUACCAUAGCAGCGUUGUAGAGGACAGCACGUUGUUUACUAACGUCCAUAGGAGCAGCGCUAUGACCCCCUCAGCGUCUCGGCUGAUAAUUAAAAGCUCCCACAUGCUGGUGAAUCUUUACUGAGGUUGGUUUGUCUACUUUGGGUGCUGAGGGUAAACAUUAGACGUUGGGACUGCAUCAGUGGAAGUGGCGGGUGAAUCAUGGCCCCACUGGAUGACAAAGGUAGCUUCCUGCCCUACAUAGAACAACCUGAGCAAAACGCCGCCACGGCUCAGCUCCCAUCACUUCCUGUUCCACAUAGCUGACUGCUGGUGCUCAUCUUCCCCUGGUUUUAGACCGGGACAAAGAACAAGGAGAGGAGAGUAUCGUGUUUACAUGCACACCACUGAUCUCCUUAUUUGGGAUGAACGACUAUUCAUUUUGUCUGUGUAGACAUGUGUAAAGGUCAAAUGUACAAUAACAGAGCUAGUUCAUGUUUGAGGAAAACAAGGUGCCUGAGAUAAACCAUGUUAUCCGCCAUAAACAUGUCUGUCUUUUACUGGUUAACUGUUGGGACCUGCCAUCUGCUUUAACAGGUGAAAGACAAACAUGACACACAUGAUAUGACCUUUUAAAUCCAGAAUACUGUGCAAGGAAAUGCCAGAAUUGUCCGGUUGGGCAGCCGGAUAGAUUUGGGGUAAAACAUGCUUCAUUAAUUAGCAGAGAGAGAAUGACUGCUGUAUGUUGGGAAUUUUUCAUAUAUUGUAGAGGUCUUUCCAUUCAAAAACUUUUAAAGAGUCCCCUGUCAUAUUUGGGAAUUAUCGGCCACCAUCCUUCCUUGACUCUUCUGUGCAUUUUCCUGGCAGAUUCGGGCUCUCUCUACAGUGUUGAACCCUCCUGUUCUUCUUCCUGGCCUACAGGGAGGAGUCUGUUCCAGAAACUUGGGUCUUGUGUUGUUGUUUUUAUACUUUAUUUCCUGCUUAAAAGAAAUCCUAAAUAUGUUGUCUAUCAGUAUUUAAAAUAGGAGGUGGAAGACUAUGGGACUGCUUAUGUGUCGUCGCUUUAGUUUUAUUCUUCUUUUGUGCUUUACCUGAAUUUUUCUGAUGAUUUACAAUUGGUUGUAACAACCCGUCAAUCAUCCCUGCCAAAUGCUGUUGUUAGGCAGUCAGGAGAAAGGCUGGCCUCUCGGCUGCCUGUCUAGAGCAUCGCCGGCUCUUUUUCUGUUCAUUGUUUUGAGCACAAACUCAGCUGAAAAGACAAAAAGGAAAAAACGAUGUAAGUCUCCUUAUUAUGUACAAAUCAAUUUUAUUUCUACUUUUUAUUGUAUUUUAAAAUCCUGAUUUUUUUUGGAUGCUGAUGUAGUGACGUAAACAAAGGAACAGGAAAACCAAGCUGUAUGCAAAGUCUGUAAAUAUAAAAUGUGGGUUUGUUCAUACUAGACUAUACACACACGCACAGGACUGGAAACUGUAUUUGUAAACUAGCUUUGGUUUGUGUAAUAAAUUACUUUCUAUAACA